Messenger RNA from Candidozyma auris, 987 nucleotides. RefSeq names its product ubiquitin-protein ligase peroxin 10. Lineage: Eukaryota; Fungi; Ascomycota; Pichiomycetes; Serinales; Metschnikowiaceae. Bases 1 to 987 code for a protein of 328 amino acids. The transcript has 2 exons. The record is from RefSeq and is a predicted model, not a curated record. Gene Ontology annotation, cellular component: peroxisomal membrane. Gene Ontology annotation, biological process: protein import into peroxisome matrix. Gene Ontology annotation, molecular function: zinc ion binding.
AUGUCUAAAGCCAACGAAAAUGCUUUGCCGUUUGCAGAUGCGGCCACAAUAGUCAGAGCAAACCAAAAGGAUAGUUAUUUCGAGAACCUGCUCAGAGCACAAGUUACGGAUGCGUUACAUAUAUUCAAGGGACAGAAAUUCGUCAACAUGCACCCGGAAGAAAUCGGGGUGGCGACAAAACUGUUGUACUUCUUCCUCACGACAUUGAUUGGUGCGAGAACUCUAGGUGAAGAGUAUGUGGAUCUCAUGUAUGUCAAUCGCUCUGGAAGAAGGCUUCCUCGAUUUAUUCCCAGAUUAGGUUUUAUUUUGCUGUAUGCGUUGUUGCCGUAUGUGGUGACAAGAAUUGUGAAAAAACUCAAGGCAAGGCACAGUGCGGUUGAAUCCAAGGAUGAGAGUUGGUACAAAAAGAUUCUUACUUCGUACCCAAAGCUUCUUGAUACAAUCAUUAACAUUCAUGUGGCCAUAUUCUAUUUUGAAGGCUCUUUUUACUCGAUUUCCAAGCGUAUAUUUGGCCUUAGGUACGUGUUUGGCCACAACAAGGACCCUAAGAAACUUGCCAGAACAGGCAAUUAUUCAGCGCUCGGAGUGAUUAUCUUGCUUCAAUUCGCCAUUAAGGUAUUGAUAAAACUUAAAGAAUACUCCGACGAGAACAGCAAGACAGAGGAAGAGAAAAAUAUGGAUAGGGCGGAGGCCAACUCGUACGAUACAUUCCGCAAAUUGCAACAGCUCGAGACGUUAAGAGAACAUUUUGAUGAUGAUAUCGACGAUAAAGUCAAUAUUGACUUGAGCAACCCAAACGAGUUACCCUACCUUCCUGAGAGUGCAAGAAGCUGCAUGCUCUGUCUUUCGCCAAUGGUGAAUCCUUGCGCUGCCAAUUGCGGCCACAUGUUCUGCUGGGACUGUAUUGUUGACUGGACCCGCCAGCAUCCGGAGUGUCCCUUAUGCAGACAGGUUUGUUUGGAGCAGAACUUGUUGCCAUUGCGAUAG